UUAGGAGGUGUCCAGGAGUGCUGGAGUUAAAUAGCUCUCCAGGGAUAUCGUGGGAGCAGGCGGGGGUCCACGGGCAUUCCCGAGAUAGUCGGGGGUCCUGGGAGGUGAAAGGCACAGUCGGUGACCUUCGGAACUAUGAAAAAGAGUGGCCUCGGGGAUCUUGAGGGGAAUUCUAGGUCUUUGGUCGUAGGGGCCCGUGAGGGUUCGCUGAGAUUCAGGGUGGGCCCUGAUCUGCUCUUUUCACUCGCGCAGGCGGUGGCGGUCCCCAGCCCGAGGGUCCCAGCGUCAGACAGUUCCUGGCGCGGCUGGAAGCUCGCCCCCUGGCGGCCCGAGCUGCGGCCGACGUGGCGGCGCUGCCAUUAGCAUGCUGUAUUCUGCCGAGAUAGAGGUCACAGACAAUCGCCUUCCUAAUGCCAGUUUCGUGGAACAGCGUCCCCAGCAUCGUCGGUCAGAGAACAUGGGUAUACGUACCGCGCCGCCCCAAGCGACCCAGGGUAAGGCUCGUCCUCCUUUGAAGUCACCCCAGGCCUCUGGUCAGUUCUCUGUUGAACUCAUUCGCAGUUCCGCCGGCUUUGGCUUCACAUUAAGUGGAGGCCGAGAUGCAGGUGGGGAUGCUCCACUGGCAGUGCGCCGGCUGCUGAAGGAUGGACCAGCCCAGCGCUGCGGUCGCUUGCAGGCCGGCGACCUCGUGCUUUACAUCAAUGGAGAGUCAACUCAGGGCCUCAGCCAUGUUGAGGUCGUGGAUCGGAUUCGUAGAGGUGGUCCCCGCCUUUGCCUCGUGCUAAGUAGGCCUCCUGAAACCCACCCUGGCAAGCCUGAGGUGGUGGAAAGGCCCCAGAAAGAAGAUGAUCGCAUUCCAGAUCCUGGGGGACCAGAGAUGACGAAGACUCGCAGCGCCAGCACUUCCUCUCCACUUCAGCACCCACGACCACGUAUGACCCCCCAAAACCGGGGCAGUCAGGAGCCUCGCCCAGAAGGGGCGGCCGAUGGCCCCGCGGUUCCUGCUGCAGAGCGCCGCACGGAGGACCCCAACGACCAAACUCCGGAUUCCCCCGGACCGUGGCUGACGCCCAGCGAGGAACGGCUCUCGCGGGCCCUAGGGGUCCCGGGGGCCGCGCAGCUCGCCCUGGAGAUGGCAGCCGGAAGGCGGAGGCAUUGAGCGUGCAGCGGAAGGCUCACUUGGCAUUGCCCAACCUCCAUCUGGCGUGCUCCCCCCGCCGCUCACUUAGUAUCACUGGGAGAACUUCCUUGGUCUUGUCCCCCCCAUCCUACUUCGCAGUCGACUCGCCCGCGCUCCCCUCGCGGCGUCAGUGGUAUGGCCCUUCCCAACCGGCCUGCCCGGCGCUUCUUGUUUCGGGGCCGGGGAGGUAAUAAAAUGGUUCAAUCCAGUC
This is a messenger RNA of Cervus elaphus (red deer), 1391 nucleotides long. It is a transcript of the gene MAGIX, whose product is annotated as MAGI family member, X-linked. The transcript is spliced from 5 exons. Bases 365 to 1159 code for a protein of 264 amino acids. Lineage: Eukaryota; Metazoa; Chordata; Mammalia; Artiodactyla; Cervidae. The record is from RefSeq and is a predicted model, not a curated record. Gene Ontology annotation, molecular function: protein binding.